GUACUUGAAUCCAAGAUGAACUCCCCAUCCCUUUUGUGUUUUUUGCUCUUUUUUUCAGGCUGCCGAGUAUAUGAUUUUGGAGAUCUGAAUUUUACUCAGGUGCCUAACGAUGAGCUGUACAACAACCUGGUAAAAUACCCACGGUCUGUGGGAUUAGCCAGCCAAGUGCUGGCUGAUGCUGUAAGUGGAGCAGUGGCUGCUGGGCACAGCUGUGUAACCAUAGGAGGUGACCACAGCUUGGCGCUUGGUGCCAUUAGUGGCCAUACACGACAGUGCCCACACCUCUGUGUGAUCUGGGUGGACGCACAUGCUGAUGUUAAUACCCCGCUCACAACCCAGUCUGGAAACCUCCAUGGACAACCCGUCUCAUUUCUCUUACGAGAGCUCCAGGAUAAAAUGCCACAGCUUCCUGGGUUUUCCUGGCUAAAGCCCUGCCUCUCAGCACCUGAUAUUGUAUACAUAGGUCUGAGGGAUGUGGAUCCGGCUGAAUACUAUAUUUUGAAGAACUAUGACAUCCAGUAUUUCUCAAUGAGGGAUAUUGAUCGCCUUGGAAUCCAAAAAGUUAUGGAAAAAACCUUUGAACACCUGAUGGGCAGGAGACAAAGACCAAUUCACCUCAGCUUUGACAUUGAUGCUUUUGAUCCUUCGCUGGCUCCAGCAACAGGAACCCCUGUUUUAGGUGGAUUAACAUAUCGGGAAGGCAUGUAUAUUGCAGAGGAAAUACACAAUACAGGAAUGCUUUCAGCAAUUGACCUGGUAGAAGUAAACCCACUGCUUGGAGCCUCUCAGGAGGAAGUGAAGGCUACAGCCAGUCUUGCAGUAGAUGUGAUUGCAACAUGCUUUGGGCAAACAAGGGAAGGGGCACAUACUGUUUUUGAUGAACUCCCAACACCUAGUUCACCAGAUGAAUCAGAAAGUGAAGAGCAAGUGAGGAUUUAAGACUUCAAGUGUUGGACAUUCCCAAGCUCUACCAAGGCACUUGUGCAGCUUGAGUAAGACUGACUGUAUCAGAUACUUGGAGAGUGGAAUACUUUUAGGUUU
This is a messenger RNA of Gavialis gangeticus (Gharial), 1041 nucleotides long. RefSeq names its product arginase 2 (gene ARG2). Gene Ontology annotation, cellular component: mitochondrion; cytoplasm. The transcript has 6 exons. Bases 16 to 939 code for a protein of 307 amino acids. Gene Ontology annotation, molecular function: manganese ion binding; arginase activity. Lineage: Eukaryota; Metazoa; Chordata; Crocodylia; Gavialidae. The record is from RefSeq and is a predicted model, not a curated record.